AUGGGCGCUGCCAUCUCCCGGCUAUGCUACAAAAUGGCCGGGAGACAGGACAUCCGAAUUCUGAUGCUGGGUUUGGAUGCUGCCGGCAAGACGACCAUUUUGCAGAAGCUGAAUUUAGGCGAGGUGAUCAAAAGCACCCCUUCCAGCGACUUCGACGUGGAGACUCUGUACUACAAGAACAUCACUUUCACUGCCUGGGACGUAGGCGGAGAUGCCAAGCUCAGACCCCUGUGGCGUCACUACUACCAGAAGGCUCGUGGAUUGAUCUUCGUUGUUGACAGCAGUGACCGUGAUCGCAUUGAGGAUGCAAGGCGGGAACUCAACAUGAUUCUGAAUGAGGAGGAGAUGCAGGAUGCCGUGCUGCUGGUCUAUGCCAAUAAGCAGGACCUGCCGCAAGCGAUGACCAAAGAAGAGGUGAUUGACAAGCUUGGGCUUAACACUCUUCGUCGCCGCGUGUGGUUCAUUCAGUCUGCAAGCGGCACCACUGGGGAUGGCCUGUACGAAGGUAUUGACUGGCUUUCAACCCGAAAAGAGCUGACUACCAUUAAGCAAUAG
Messenger RNA from Symbiodinium natans, 555 nucleotides. The record is from the annotation of a GenBank genome assembly. NCBI's taxonomy places the organism in Eukaryota, Dinophyceae, Suessiales, Symbiodiniaceae.